Linum tenue is the source of this 1512-nucleotide messenger RNA. The record is from the annotation of a GenBank genome assembly. Lineage: Eukaryota; Viridiplantae; Streptophyta; Magnoliopsida; Malpighiales; Linaceae.
AUGUCUCCAACAAAAUCCAGGAAUAAAUCCAAAAAACUCGCCGGGAAUUCUGCCAGACCACCGCAAAACAAUGUGGCAACCAACCCGAAGAAAAGCGGCUGCUCCGACCCGACUCCCGGAUUGGAGAUUCUCUCAUCGUCGCCGGAUUCUUCCUCCUCGCCCGACCAUGAAAAUUCGGGCAGCCCAAUCGGGGCACUGCUGCUGGGCUCCGAACCCGAUUCGGUUUCCAACAACGGCAGCUGCUACUCCGGCGAGGAAGACCCAAAAGAAGUAACCAAAACGACCGCGACCCGGCUGCCGGACAACCUCCACGUCACCGUCUCCGGUCUGGACAGCGACCGGCGGGAAAAAAUCCGGCUGAAGAACGAGAAGAAGCACGCCAGACAGAGGGAGCGGCGAGCACAAGAGCUCCACGAACGCUGCUGUGGGUUCCUGAUGUCGAGGAAGCUCGAAUCCCUCUCGCAGCAGAUCGUGGCGAUGGGAUUCUCCAAAGAUCGUGCCACAAUGGCGCUCAUGAUGAACGACGGGAAGGUAGAGGAGUCCGUGAAUUGGCUUUUCGAAGGCAACGGCGAUGAUAACGGCGAUCAAGGCGAUAAGGACGACGGAGAAAGUAGUAUCCCCGAAAAGAGGAAUUUAGGGUUGAAGAUUGAAAUCAGCGACGAGCUUGCUGAGAUUGCAGCUCUGGAGGUUCGAUUCAAAUGUUCUAAACAAGAAAUUGAAAGGGCAGUUGUGAAUUGUGAAGGGGAUCUCGCGAAAGCAACAGAGGUUCUGGCUUCCCAGAAACCAGAGCAGCCGACUCCUCCUCCUCCGCCGCCGCUGCCACCACAAGCGAAUUUCGAAAACUUUCAGAAUCAGAGGUGGGGGAAUCAUGGCUAUGGAUACAACAACCCAUCACUAUUUCAAUCACCAAAAUUUCAGCAACAGCAUUCACAGUUCAUGAAUUCCAAUCAAUACCCAGUUCAGAACUCAAACACUUAUUCUUCAACGGCGAGAUGGUAUUCCAGUAAUGUUCCUUUCCAAAACCAUAAUCACCAUCACCUCCACCACCGUCCAUCGUCGUACAAAGAAACCCCAUUUCUGUUCAGCGGCCCAAACCCAAUGGAAGCUUCGGCAGGAACUAGAAUGGGUGGUGGUAGUAGUAGAUCAUCAGAGUAUCAGAGUUUUCCAUCUUCCAGUAAUUUGCCAUCACUAGCAGCUCCAUCUUCGCUUGGACUGUUUGAUAGCUGGGGAUCACCAACUUCACAGGUUGAUUGGAACAGUGGAGGUUUGAUGCCUAAUUUCGAUUAUACGAGCAUAGAUUGGAGUCUGGAUUCAAGCUUGCUGCCUUCCAAGUCAAGGAGAAUGUGGCUGGGGCUCUCCUCGUUGUUGAUCAGCAAUGGUUCUUCGGCCAGCGGGAAUGGAGGUAUGGAAGCACCAUCUUCUGCGCCAGGAUUGCGUGAUUGGACCUCUCCUUUUGCACAGAAGGAUAUGUUCAGCUUGUCUAGACAAUUUGUUACCUCUCCUUCUCUUUAA